This is a messenger RNA of Gryllus bimaculatus (two-spotted cricket), 1745 nucleotides long. The record is from the annotation of a GenBank genome assembly. Lineage: Eukaryota; Metazoa; Arthropoda; Insecta; Orthoptera; Gryllidae.
CGCAUGAAAGGUAGAGCCAGGUCAGAGAGUAUAUAGUGGUAUAUAGGUGGGGUGAGCUUACAAUGACGAGCGGUGCCAGGUGACGAGCGGUGACAAUCGUGACAAUUGUACGGCUACAGCACCAGCACGGUGCAAACACGCCGCGCACACGCACGAAGUCUUAUUUAGUAGGUUUAGUAGAGGAGGCCAGUCACGCUAGCCGGACGCAGUGACAUCGAAAAUUUCAACAGCAAGUCUGCUCGAGUGAUAAAUGUGUUAAAACUGUAGAAUUAUAUUGACAAUGUUCCGCAUACAGAAAUGUGCGAUGUUCAUGGGGGCUUCCGUGGUCGAAUACAAGAGAGGCAUAUCUAAUGCCUUAAUGAUCACGAACAAACAGAGGUCGGCGGUGGGCUCCAAUGUCAGUAAACAGAAUAAUUCAUUCAAUAGCACCUGCAUGAAGUCGAAGAUCAAUUCUUCAUCCAGAAGAGCUCAGUCUACUGGGAACAACGUUCCAACUGUUCCUUUAGCAGCUGUCAAUACUGCAGCCAGUAAAGAUGAGAGUAGAGAGUUUAUGGCUGUUUUCCCAGAUGUUGUUCGAGAUUUAACUGAUGCAGGGAAACAUUUGGAUAUUCCUGAAGCUACAAAAUGGUUUGCAAAGGUUCUACAAUACAAUGUCCCUGGAGGAAAAAAGAACCGUGGAUUGGCCACAGUCUUCGCAUAUCGCAUGUUAUCACCUGCAGAUCAGCUAACACCUGAGAAUUUGAGAUUGGCCCACAUUAUUGGUUGGUGUGUUGAGAUGCUUCAAGCUUUCUUUUUGGUUGUUGAUGAUGUAAUGGACAAUGCAACUACUCGACGAGGCAGACCUUGCUGGUACCGUCACAAAGAUAUUGGAGUGGCUGCAGUUAAUGAUGGAAUUCUUUUGGAGAAAUUUGGUCGUAAACCUAAUUUGGAUAAUUUCACGAUGACAAGAUACACAGCAAUUGUGAAAUAUAAGACUGCUUAUUAUUCCUUCUAUUUACCUGUAGCAUUGGCUAUGCACAUGGCUGGUUUUCAAGAUGAAGAAAUGCAUCGUCAAGCAAAAACUAUAUUAUUGGAGAUGGGACACUUUUUCCAAGUACAGGAUGACUUCUUGGAUUGCUUUGGAGAUCCAGAAAUCACUGGGAAAAUUGGAACUGAUAUACAGGAUGGAAAAUGUUCAUGGCUAGUUGUGGUUGCAUUGCAAAGGGUCACUCCGGAACAGCGAGCCAUAUUAGAGGAGUGUUAUGGCUCAAAAAAUCCAGAGCAUGUGGCUGCAGUGAAAGAACUGUAUAAACUUAUUGGACUUCCAGCUACAUACUAUAUAUAUGAAGAGGAGAAUUAUAAAUUAAUAAGUACUCACAUUCAACAAAUGUCUCGAGGAAUGCCUCAUAAGUUGUUCUUCAAUUUUUUGGAGAAAAUUUACCGAAGAGAGCGCUGAGUCCAUUCAGUCAUGGAAAUAUUUUGGAACAUAUCCUCCUCUGUCCAAUGAUACUCUGCACAAGACCGUCCCUGCAUGUAAGCAGUUCACACCAAGACUGUGCUCUAUCUCACAGUGAAGAGGUUGCUGAAAAAAGAAAGUAAUAUCACAAAUUGUUCAACAAAUAAAUAAAAAUACACAUAUUGUUUACUUUGGGUAACCUUAAUUUUCUUUUCCACAGAAGAAAAAAUCACAAUUUUCCAAAAAUUGGGAGCAUUUAUUUCAGUAUUUGUUUUCAAAAAAGCAAGUGCUACAAAUUUUGAAAUUGCCA